GUUUACCCCGCUUGACCGCUGCUGUCACGUGGUUUCCUCGCCGCUCGCUGUCUCUAUCCCCGGGGCCUCUGGCCGCUGCCCGCCGGGUCCUCUGCGGGAUGCAGCCGGCCGUGGUGCGGUGCGUCCCCGGUGAGCAGAAGCUCACCAUCUCCUUCCGGUUGGACGGAACCCAGAAGCACAUGCUGCGGGACCAGGACGAAGCUAUGGGGAAGGUCCUGGCCCGGAUUUCCAACAGCAUCACCAAGGGCCGAGGGAAGGCCAAGAAGUCUAAGAAGAGCCGUGGUGAUGAGCCGAGCGAAGCCCCGGAGCCGGCGGCGGUCAAGCUGCUCUACGGCGAGGAGGUGCCCGACACGGCGAUGAACGCGGAGGCGUGGAGGGACGGAGCAGUGCUGCGUGGAGACGUCCGGUACUCGGUGCAGAGGAAUGCGCCCACCUUCACCAUCGCCGAGCUGCCGGUGUCCUUGCUGGCCGGGUUCCCCGUCUGCCCCAAACUGGAGCUGGAGUUCGGAAACUUGCAGGACUGUGAGUUCACCUGGUCCAAAGAAACCGCUCCGAACCCCAGCCCUUGCCCCAAGGAAGGAUGGAGCAGGUGGGCCACGGGCAGAGUCCACGUACCGUCCAACCAGGACAUCGGCUGCAGGCUCAAACUGCGGUGCACGCCUAAAGAUGGCACUCGCAUGGUCUGUGAGGAGGUGGAGUCUGUGGGAGCCGUGGAAGCUGGACCCGGCAUGUGCACGUUCGACAGACAUGUGGUUACGGCCAAGGAGCUGGAGUGGCCGUCAGUCAGAGUGGUUUCCUACAACAUCCUGGCUGAACGUUUAUGCCCAGACGGAAGCUGUCCAGGAACCGUGCUGUACCCAUACUGCGCACCCUACGCCCUGCAGCUGGACUACAGGCAAAACCUCAUCAAGAAGGAGCUGGUUGGGUACAAUGGAGACAUCAUCUGUCUGCAGGAAGUGGACAAAGGUGUGUUUACGGACAGUCUGACCCCAGCGCUCGAUGCUUUUGGUCUGGACGGCGUUUUCAAGCAAGAGAAGCAGCAUGAAGGACUGGCCACAUUCUAUCGCAGGUCAAAGUUCCGGUUGCUGAGCAGUCAUGACAUCAUGUUAAGUGAAGCGUUGAACUCUGACCCCGUCCACCUAGAUCUGUUGGAGAAGGUUUCUGUCAACCCUGUCCUGAAGGAGAAGGUCACACAGCGCUCCAACUCCCUGCAGGUCAGUGUUCUGGAGGAUGUGACCAAACCGGACAGGAGGGUGUGUGUAGCCAAACAACAUCUGUACUGGCAUCCUACAGGUGGAAACAUUCGCCUGGUCCAGAUGGGCGUGGCUCUAAAACACCUGAGUCAUGUGAUCAGCGAGGUUUCACCUGGAGCUGCUCUGGUCUUCUGCGGUGACUUCAACUCCACUCCCUCCUCAGGUGUUUUCCAGCUGCUGAGUACAUCCGUGGUCCCAGAGUGUCACCAGACUGGAUCACGUUCUGGUUCUGAGGAGUCCUGCAGGAUGGAGCUGGUGUCAGCUUUCCCUCCCCUGACCAGCGCCUGCCAACAGCUUUACACCAACUAUGUGGGAGGCUUCCACGGCUGCCUCGACUACAUCUUCAUCCAACCUGACACCAUGCAGGUGGAGCAGGUGAUCCCUCUGCCCUCCCAUCAGGAGGUCACCACCUAUCAUGCCCUCCCCAGCGUGGCCCACCCCUCCGACCACAUCGCCCUGGUCUGUGACCUGCGUUGGAAUCCCUGACCUCUGAGCCCAUCGACAAUGACUUCAUAUAUACUAGAACCUUGACAGAGUGGAGUUGAUGAUCGAAACAGACAAAAAGUGUGAUUCAUUUUUUAAGUGGUGUUUUAUUUGAAUAUCUACAUCCUUCAGUGAAAUCAUGUCACUGAUCAUCUGUUGGAUGAAUUUUGAAAGAAGUAAAGACAUUGAACUCUAUU
Molecule: messenger RNA, 1933 nt
Organism: Sphaeramia orbicularis (orbiculate cardinalfish)
Lineage: Eukaryota; Metazoa; Chordata; Actinopteri; Kurtiformes; Apogonidae
Gene: pde12
Product: phosphodiesterase 12
Biological process (GO): nuclear-transcribed mRNA catabolic process, deadenylation-dependent decay
Cellular component (GO): mitochondrion
Molecular function (GO): 3'-5'-RNA exonuclease activity
Source: RefSeq, a predicted model, not a curated record